AGGCAAUUGACGCGGCAACCUCGUUUAAAUUUGUUUAGGGUGCAGGUAGAAUAAAUCACAGGUAGAAAAGGGCCGAGCAGAAUUAAAAUCUCGUUACAUGCCACAUGCCGGAAAAUCCGAGUAAGUGAUUAGAAAGAAAGGCAGGGUUUUCACAAGCGGCCGCCUUGAAUUUUCCGAGUAUAAAGAGUGGCGCCCGUUAGCAGUCAGAACCAUUGUUCUGCCAGAACUAUAAGCGAAAUGGUGCACUUAGCGACUGAAAAGAAGACCCCGGAGAUGGAGCCCAAAGCCCCCAGGCAGCUCCAGCUGGGUGGCCACGUGGGGUUCGACACUCUGCCGGACCAACUGGUAAACAAGAGCGUCCAGAACGGUUUCAGCUUCAAUAUCUUGUGCAUUGGAGAGACGGCUCUCGGCAAAUCCACGCUCAUGGACACGCUGUUCAACACCAGCUUUGGGUCCUCCCCCAGUCCGCAUAGCCUUCCCAACGUUAAGCUGAAGGCAUGCACCUACGAACUUCAAGAGAGUAGCGUCCGCCUGAAGCUUACCGUAUGCGACACAAUCGGAUACGGGGACCAGGUGAACAAGGCUGAUAGCUAUAAGGCUCUUGUGGAGUAUGUUGACAGUCAGUUUGAAGCGUAUCUGCAGGAGGAGCUUAAAAUCCAGCGUGCGAUGGCCAGUGCCCACGAUGGACGUGUGCACGCCUGCCUGUACUUUAUAUGCCCCACUGGUCAUGGACUGAAAGCCAUGGACUUGGUGUGCAUGAAACAACUGGACACUCGGGUGAACAUUAUACCUGUUAUCGCCAAGGCGGACACCAUCUCCAAGUCGGAAUUGUCUGGCUUUAAGGAGCGGAUAAUGGAGGAGCUGCACCGGAACAAAGUAAGCAUCUACCAGUUUCCUACGGACGAUGAGACAGUGGCCGAUAUCAACGCCUCUAUGAAUGGACACGUGCCCUUUGCCGUUGUUGGCAGUACGGAGUUCGUAAAGGUGGCCGGAAAACAAGUCCGUGCUCGGCAGUAUCCCUGGGGAGCGGUACACAUAGAGAAUGAGGCGCACUGUGACUUUGUGAAACUGCGCGAGAUGCUCAUACGCACAAAUAUGGAGGAUCUGCGAGAGCUAACCCACACACGGCACUAUGAGCUCUUCCGUCAGCGGCGCCUGCAACAAAUGGGCUUUGUGGAUGUGGAUAGCAACAACCAGCCGGUAUCCUUCCAGCAGACCUUCGAGUCAAAGAGAUCCGACCAUUUGGCUUGCCUGCAGGCCAAGGAGGAAGAAGUGCGACAAAUGUUCGUGCAGAGGGUCAAGCAGAAGGAGAACGAGCUGAAGGACAGCGAGAAGGACCUGCACACCAAGUUCGAGCGACUAAAGCGAGAGCACAUUGAGGAGAAGGCCCAACUGGAAGAUGCGCGUCGCAAACUAGAGGAGGAUUGCCAGGAGUUGCAGCGCCGCAGGCUGCAAUUGACAAAUGGUACCCACACCCUCACCUUGGGCAGGGGCAAGAAGAAGUAGUCUCUUCUUACUCGACUCGAUAUUAAUUUUGCGAUUCGAGCGAUUUGCAAUUUAGAGUUCGGGGACUUAAAUAAAAAUUAGAUACAUAUAAAAAUAAUUUGUUAGUCUUUGACGUAGAUAUAAAAUCAUGACGAUUUUCUUUUACUUUUAGAUAAAAAUGCAAAAAAUAAAUAAAUACUUAACUGAACAAA
This is a messenger RNA of Drosophila biarmipes, 1697 nucleotides long. RefSeq names its product septin-2. The transcript has a single exon. Bases 238 to 1506 code for a protein of 422 amino acids. Gene Ontology annotation, cellular component: microtubule cytoskeleton; septin complex; cell division site. Lineage: Eukaryota; Metazoa; Arthropoda; Insecta; Diptera; Drosophilidae. Gene Ontology annotation, biological process: cytoskeleton-dependent cytokinesis. Gene Ontology annotation, molecular function: GTP binding; molecular adaptor activity; GTPase activity. The record is from RefSeq and is a predicted model, not a curated record.